Messenger RNA from Elgaria multicarinata webbii, 2321 nucleotides. Its product is annotated as erlin-1-like. Gene Ontology annotation, biological process: SREBP signaling pathway. The record is from RefSeq and is a predicted model, not a curated record. Gene Ontology annotation, cellular component: endoplasmic reticulum; endoplasmic reticulum membrane. The transcript has 11 exons. Bases 1 to 1053 code for a protein of 350 amino acids. NCBI's taxonomy places the organism in Eukaryota, Metazoa, Chordata, Lepidosauria, Squamata, Anguidae. Gene Ontology annotation, molecular function: cholesterol binding; ubiquitin protein ligase binding.
AUGCCCGGAGCGAGCGCGGGGAGCCGGGCGAGGGGCCUGGGCGGGCCGGCGGGGGCGGCGGCGGCGGCGCUGCUGCUGCUGCUGCUGCUCUGGGCCUCGGUGCACAAGGUGGAGGAGGGUCACCUGGCCGUCUACUACAGGGGAGGGGCGCUGCUGGACACCCUGAGUGGGCCCGGGUACCACAUCAUGCUGCCCUUCGUCACGAUGUGCAAAGCGGUGCAGACUACGCUGCAAACAGACGAAAUAAAGAAUGUGCCUUGUGGGACGAGUGGCGGCGUCAUGAUCUACAUCGACCGCAUAGAGGUGAUGAACAUGUUAGCGCCACACGCAGUGUACGACGUCGUGAGGAACUACACAUCCAAUUAUGACAAGGCCCUGAUCUUCAACAAGGUCCAUCAUGAGCUGAACCAGUUCUGCAGUGUCCACACUCUCCAGGAGGUGUACAUUGAGCUCUUCGAUCAAAUAGAUGAAAACCUGAAACUGGCCCUGCAGGAGGACCUGAACACCCUGGCCCCGGGCCUCACCAUCCAGGCUGUUCGCGUGACAAAACCCAAAAUCCCUGAAGCCAUCCGAAGAAAUUUUGAACUCGUGGAAGCUGAGAAGACCAAACUCUUGAUCGCUGUUCAGAAGCAGAAGGUGGUGGAGAAGGAGGCCGAAACAGAAUGGAGGAAGGCAGUCAUAGAGGCGGAGAAGGAGGCUCAGGUGGCAAAGAUUCGGUAUCGGCAAAAGGUCAUGGAGACAUUGACGGAGAAGCGGAUUUCUGAGCUUGAAGAUGCUGCUUUUUUGGCCAGGGAGAAGGCGAAAGCGGAUGCAAAAUGUUACACGGCACAAAAGGCAGCUGACUCAAACAAGCUGAAACUCACGCCGGCUUACCUGGAGCUGAUGAAAUACCAGGCCAUUUCUACCAACAGCAAGCUGUACUUGGGCAGCAGCCGGCCCCCUAACCUGUUUCUGAGUUCUUGUGCUUCUGAACACCUUGUUGCGCGAACGGCUAGAGAAGCGGCCCUCCUCUCCAAAGCAGCGAAAGCCCACCUCCGGCCCAGAGCAUCUUAAGGCGGAAGCGAAGGGGGGGGGGCGGGGGGGGCAUCGCCUCUGUCGCCUGCACUUCUCAUUGAUCGGCCGCCUCGGAAUCAGGGGCAGGCCUGUUCUUAAAUUGCCUUAUUCCAGACCGUAAACGAAAGGAGCCAAAUCUUUUCUGCAGCACAGAGUCCAGAGGGCUGCGCUGCCCUCCGGAGCCAACUGUGAAGACACCUCAAGGCCUCCAUGCGCAGCGCCUGGAGCCCUCCUGCAGACUUGGGCAGCAGUUCGGUCACUGAGCUUUAUUGCCCUUAUGGAGGAGACUGUGGUGAAGAGCUCCCAGGCCAGUUCUUCUCAACUGUGAUUCAGCAGCGGUGGCCAUGGGCUAGUCGGCCAGUUAUCCGCCAGCCCCUGCCAUGUCCUCGAAAGUCUCCCCAAGUUGUGCUUACUGCAUGUAUUUGCGUUGCCUGAGACCUGGUCCCAGGUGACUGAGGAGGAAUAGCUCUUGUCUCCCAAAGGUGCGAAAACUUAAACGUCUCCUUCAAGUUCACAGGACCAGCGAAGCUGUCCAGCCCCCCCGAAUGUGCAAGUGCGUGCAUCCUGCUGGAAAGGAGCACCUCCUGCAGCGCCCCAGCCCUUUCUGCAAGCGGGGCAUUCAGAGCAGCAAUUCUGCCCCCUCUGCUCUCGCUUGCAUCUCCCCGUGUGGGGAACGGCGUCCUCAAGGGGGCUGUGAGCCCCGCCCCGCUCCUUGCCGGGGCAAAGGCGCCCCCUUCCGAGCUCGUGAACUGGCGAGCAGGAGCUUCGCUUGGGAGGCUCCGUGUAGGACGAGGCCACGCAAACCUUCCCUGCUCCCAGGCAGGCACGCACCCCACUUCCCUAUCGGAUGCUGCCAGUGGCGCUGCUGCAGCCUCCUGCAUGCAGUGCCAACUUCCUCAGGGCCCGGAGCGCCUUUGGCCGUGCAUUCCUCCGGUUGGGCUGCUGAACACAACAGCUGCAUGUGUGGAGCGAAAUGAACCCUGAACUCUCACCAGGGAUGGGGGGGGGGCGGGGGGGGGGGCACCAGUUAUUCUCCGUUGCACUUACUGCUAAACUACCAAAAGAGGGGUUUAUUUGUCUGGCCCGAACUGCAGCCUGGAUUGUGUUUGCUUCUCUGAAGAUUUUGCCUCAGAACAUACAUGUGUGGCUGUAAAAGAUAAAUCAGAUGACUGGAAACUGAUUAUUUUUUAAAACAAAUAAGGCUUGAGUUUAUGUGCAAAGUGUUGAUCUUUGGAAUAAGGGAAAAUAAAGCUAUUUUCAUAACCUUU